Messenger RNA from Rattus rattus (black rat), 3404 nucleotides. It is a transcript of the gene Zscan30, whose product is annotated as zinc finger and SCAN domain containing 30. The record is from RefSeq and is a predicted model, not a curated record. Gene Ontology annotation, biological process: regulation of transcription by RNA polymerase II. Gene Ontology annotation, molecular function: RNA polymerase II cis-regulatory region sequence-specific DNA binding; DNA-binding transcription factor activity, RNA polymerase II-specific. Bases 279 to 1886 code for a protein of 535 amino acids. Lineage: Eukaryota; Metazoa; Chordata; Mammalia; Rodentia; Muridae. The transcript has 4 exons.
CUGAGCUGCAUCCCACGGCUCUGCAUGUUUUAGCAGUGGUAUAUGGUGGGUGUCCUUCAUAGACACGUAGUACAUUUAGCAGUGGUGUAUAGUGGGUGUCCUUCAUAGACACGUAGUACAUUUAGCAGUGGUGUAUAGUGGGUGUCCUUCAUAGACACGUAGUACAUUGCAGGUGCCUGCUUUCCCUGUGUGACACGAACACUGUCCACCCCAGGGGUUCUUUGGAUCUACCUCCUCUCUGCCUCAGCUAGGUAGCCUUUUGUAUUAUUCUAUCCAGGAUGUCCAGAGAAACAGCGGCCUUGGCCUGUCGUGCUCCAAAAGGACAAAGUGGGCUCAGCUUUGUGAAAACUGAAGAGAAAGAUGGUGUUUGGAAGCAGGACUUUGGUUUCCAGGGACACCUCCAGAGCCAGGAGGUUUUCCGUCAGCAGUUCAGACAGUUUGGCUACUCUGAUUUCACUGGGCCCCGGCAGGCUCUGAACCAACUGCAGAAGCUUUGCCAGCAAUGGCUGAGGCCAGAGGAGCACUCCAAGGAGCAGAUCCUUGAGCUGCUGGUGCUGGAGCAGUUUCUGACCAUCUUGCCUAUGGAGCUAAAGGCCUGGGUGCAAGAACACGGGCCCAGAAAUGGAGAGGAGGCUGUGACUCUGUUGGAGGAGCUGGAGAGAGAAUUUGAUGAACCCAAGCACCAGAACACAGCUCAUGGUCAAGAAAUGAUCUGCAAAGAAACGACACUCAUGGGAAUGUCGGAGUCUCUGAGUAGUCCACUGCAGUCCGUGGAAAACCAUUGCAAGAGUGAACCUCAGGAGCCCCAGGUUUUCCAUGAGAGAGACAAGGCGACCCUACCAUUUAGGGUUGAGGAUGAAGACAGCAAGAUGGCAACUGGGAAAGCAUUGACAGCAAAGCAAGAAGGGAUUGAAUGUGUUGCAUCAGUGGCCAUGGAAUCUCCAGGAAGACUUCCUAGGGAAACUUCUCCAGUACAGAGAGUUGAAGAAACUAUGGAAUUUCUGGACAACAAUGAGAAGCAACAAGGAAGUGAUGAUACAAACAACAAAAUGAGUCCGCUUUCUUCUCAGGAAGGCGGUUUCAGUUUGGCACCCUUUAGCAAGAAAACGCCUACAGAACAGAACAUCUUUGAGUAUAAUGAAAGUGAAGGGAUCCUUAGUCAAAGCUUACAUGGUACUACACAGCCCAGAACUCACACAGGGAAACUGCUCUAUGCGUGCAUGGAUUGUGGGAAAGCUUUUUGCAAUAGGUCAAAGCUGAUUAGACAUCAGAGAAGUCAUACUGGAGAGAGACCUUAUGCAUGUAAAGAAUGUGGAAAGGCCUUUGGUUUCAGAGCAGACCUUGUUAGACAUCAGAGAAUUCACAGUGGUGAAAAACCCUAUAAAUGUUGUGACUGUGGAAAAGCUUUUGGGAACAACACAGGGCUUACUAGGCAUAGGAGAAUUCAUACUGGAGAGAAACCUUAUGGUUGUGAUGAGUGUGGGAGAGCCUUCAGUCAGUGUUCUACUCUUAUUCAGCAUAAGAAGAUUCACAGUGGAGAGAAACCUUACAGUUGUGAAGAAUGUGGGAGAGCCUUCGUCCAGAGUUCUGCUCUUAUUCAGCAUAAGAAGAUUCACAGUGGAGAUAAAGGCUUUAAAUGCACUGAAUGUGGGAAAACUUUUUGGACAAGUUAUGUUCUUAGGGAACAUCAAAGAAUCCACACUGGUGAGAAACCUUAUCAAUGUAAUGAAUGUGGAAAAUCCUUUAAUAGAAGCACAGCACUCACUGUGCACCAGAGAACUCACUCUGGGGAGAAACCUUAUGAAUGUAAUGAAUGUAGGAAAACAUUUAGGCAUAGGUCAGGCCUUGUGCGACAUCAGAGAACACACACCAGAGUUAAACUCUGAGGGUAAGUGGUUGUACAACUGUGAAAUAUAAGGAAUUCUCUUUGAAGGCGAGACUCCACAGAAGAUAGAGAAGUUUCCUAAUAGCAAGACUUUUGUCUUUCCAGCCCAGUUCUUUCUGAAAAAAGAGAUCCACACAAAAUGCUUGCAUAUUGAAAGAAGAAUUUUAUCCAGAACUUGUCUACAAAGAAUGGUAUUUUCUAAGGGGGGAAAAGACUGACUCAUUUCUGGAUGAGGACUCUCACCAUCUGCUCUUCAAUGCAGAUAGAACUGCCAUUGAGCACCUUCAUCUCAUGUUGGUGUCCACUCCGUUUCAUAAAGACUGAAACUUAAGAUCAUCUUCAGCUCUUUAACAUGAGAAUAUAGUCAAGAUAACUGUGUAUGCCUGCUGAAUUCAUGGGAAAGCACUAAUGACCAAAGCUGUUAACCACUUACAAGACUCGCUUUUCUCAGCCGUAGAUCUUUAAGCAUGUGAGUUACACAGGAGACUGGAAGGGGACUCUUCUACAUUAUGAAGCAGGUAAGUCUGCACUGAACUCAUCAACAGUGAAAGAUCAGAGUCAAGUUUGUUAGACUUGAGGCAGGGAUGUUAGAGAAAGCAAGUACUUAUUCUUACAACUAUUUUGGGCUAUUUUUGUUCCCUACCAGCCUCACACAGGGCUGGGAUCAAGCAUGGGGCCUUAAACAUAGUAAGCUUAUGAUUUACAACUGAAUUAUUCUCUAGCCCCUUGCUCUAUACGCAGUAUUAGAUUUUGUAGUAAAACUUGAAAUAUAAAAAAGGACAUUACCUGUAGCUUUACCACCCAGAAGUAACCACUGUAACAUCUUGACAUUGUAUGUUUCUAUUUUAAUGCAUAUGUUUUACAUGGGGUCACUGUUGUAUAGAUUAUGUAUUUAAUAUAUUAUGAAUCUUCAACACAUUUUAACAGCUAAGACUGCAUAGUCAUGGUUUAAAUAUAUUUCUGGGUAGAAUUUCAAAGACAAAGGCAGUGAGUGCUUAAGGCUUCUGAUAUUGAUUGGCAGAAAUAUGCAAUCACAUCCAUCAGCAAGAGAGUCCUAAUUUGCCUGAAUCCUUAUUAAUUUUAUAUGAAAAACAAGUAUCACUUUCAUUCUUGCUCCAAUAUGAUGGUGUAAGACCGAACAUAAAUGGGUUGUUGAGUGGCACUUUUGGGAUCUGUUUAAAUGUUAAUCAAUUUUUUCAUGGAUAGUGUUAAUGUGCCCCCAGAAAAGGGUUCUGAUUUCAAAUUCUGACCUUGUAACUACGAGUCUCCAUUUCCUAUGUACAAAAUAUGAUUUGUACUAAUGACUAACACAUACACAAAGCCCUUGGCAAGCACCUGUUACAUCUCUCUCUGAUCUAUGUGAGAGCUCCAGAAUAUUUCCCUUUUGUAAACAUUCUCCUACUUAACAACUACAUUAGGCAUUUGGCUUGUUAUUCUUACUGGUUAGUACAUACUCACCUAUAAAUGUCCAAGACAGGAUUACUUUUGUGUCCUCAUAAAAAUUAUUUUUCUCUUUUUA